GCAGAGGUCAUUUCUGUCGUUACAACCUAAUCCGCCAUGUCCGAGCGUAAAGUCCUCAAUAAAUACUUCCCUCCUAAUUUCGAUCCCUCUCAAAUCCCUCGGCAGAAAAAGCCGAAGGAUCUUCAACAUAAAGUACGCUUGAUGGCUCCUUUUUCUAUGCGUUGCGAAAGCUGCGGUGAAUACAUCUACAAAGGCAAGAAGUUCAAUGCACGAAAAGAAACUGUAGAGGGAGAAACAUACCUGACGAUUAAGAUCUUCCGCUUUUACAUCAGAUGCCCACGUUGUUCCGCAGAAAUUACUUUCAAAACCGAUCCGAAAAAUACCGAUUAUGUUGCAGAACAUGGUGCGAGUCGUAAUUUUGAACCAUGGCGUCGCGAUUCCGAGGAAGAAGAAAAACAAGCUGAGGAGGACGAAGAAGCUGCGGAUGAUCCCAUGAAACUUUUGGAAAACAGGACUUUGGACUCUAAACGGGAAAUGGAGAUUUUAGAUGCUCUGGACGAAAUCCGAACUCGCAACGCACGGAGUGAGCGCGUAGAUGUUGAUGCAGUCUUGGAACGAUUUUCAACUGAAGAUAAGAGUCGAAUUCAGAAAUACCUGGACGAUGAAGAAACAGAGAUCGAAGAACAAGCAAUCGCUGCAUUUCAGUCAGCAGAUGGUGAAAGAGUUCGUAAACUCAACAGUGAUUCCGAACCAGAUGCUGUUUCGCUAGUGAAUCGAUCUCAAGCUGCCAAAACUCUACCUUCGUUCCAAACGUUAACAAAGGUUCAGUUAAAGAGAAAGGAUGUGGAACCAAACAAGCUUGGCAUUACGGUGAAACGAAAAAAAGUAGAAACUCAACCUUCAUCAGCUUUAUCUAUGCUAGCUUCCUAUACAGAUAAUGAUGAUGAUGAUGAUUCAUGUAGUGAUUAAAACUAUAGUAACCCAUACGUAUGACGACCCUUUCUCCCCUUGCUAUUUCGCAGCAAG
Radiomyces spectabilis is the source of this 966-nucleotide messenger RNA. Its product is annotated as CWC16 protein. Gene Ontology annotation, cellular component: U2-type catalytic step 1 spliceosome. The transcript has 3 exons. The coding region runs from base 37 to 909 and encodes 290 amino acids. Lineage: Eukaryota; Fungi; Mucoromycota; Mucoromycetes; Mucorales; Radiomycetaceae. The record is from RefSeq and is a predicted model, not a curated record. Gene Ontology annotation, biological process: mRNA splicing, via spliceosome.